Messenger RNA from Heterobilharzia americana, 1269 nucleotides. NCBI's taxonomy places the organism in Eukaryota, Metazoa, Platyhelminthes, Trematoda, Strigeidida, Schistosomatidae. The record is from the annotation of a GenBank genome assembly.
AUGAAGAACAUUUGGCCAUCAAGUUUGCCUCAUGCGAAUGCAGCUCUUUUUCAUUGUCGUCUUGUAUUCUACCUAACUUCUUUGUAUUAUGCAUGUCACAACAGUUUAUAUGUUUCAAGUCGAUCAAUAGAAAAUGCAUACUGGGUUCCGGAUUUAUUUUCGUACACUAGAGAUUUACUCGAUCAAGAUUGGGAUACGUCUAUCAAAUGGAAAGGUCAAACCUAUCGUGACUGCCUUCAAGCAUUACUUUCAUUCCAUCUUCGUUGUCACUUUUAUCGAUAUGAAGAGCGGUGUUCUUUAUCGCAUUCAACUAAUUUUCUAGUUGAAUUUACACAAAAACGUCUGGUCCCUGCUGUUCAGCGUUAUAAGAAUAUUAACGAUACUUCCACUCUCAAUGACAUAUCUGAUGCACCAGUUACCUCCUAUCGAACUUUAAAUCGACAGACUAUUGACGUGUACUGCCGAGAGGUGAUGGAAACUGUCGUCUGGAUUUCAAAACAUUUAUGUAAUUUGGCGAAACGCGUAAGUAAUCCAACAAAUUUGGUCCAUUUAGAUGAAAGCUCUAUUGUUGCCCAGUGGAACCAGUGUGUUGAAGUAUUAUGUUGUAUCACAAAUUUCUUUCAAAAAUCCACAAGACAAAGGCUACUGAAAGGUGCUAUGCCUUUACUAAGCAGCCUGUUCAGACAUCGUGGUGUGGAGGUUACCACCUUCUUGAAGAAUACACAGCAACUGACUCGUUUCCUGCAGCGUAUAUGUAAUCAUGCCAAAGCAUAUCGCGAUUCUCAACUAACCAACCAAAUUCCGGCUACAAGACGGUGUUUAGAAACAUUUGUUUACAAAGUCAAGAUAAUGCUGUCCCAAAAUCAUUGUCUUGAAGCUUUUUGGCUUGGAACAUUGAAAAAUCGGGAUCUGCAUGGAGUCGAACUCCCAGAUGACAAUGAUUCUAUUGAAAGUGAUACUGAGGCACCUAGUACUACUUACCAGGAUGAUUCAUGUUCAGUUAGUUGUUCUCGGUCUUCGUUUGGGGAUAACCGUAAUUCUACAUCAUACCAAGCAGUGGAAAAGCUAUCUUCAACGUCAAGAAAAGGUCGUUCUAGUACCAUGAAUCAGGUUAUUCUGGGUCAUGUUGAUGGAGAAUCAGUGGAACAAGAAGUGGAAGAACUUGACGAUGAAACUGUUGAGGAAGGUGCUGUUUUAGACGACGAAGAAGAUCUUACUGAAGAUGACGGAAACAGUGAUGUCCUAGAGGCAACAGACGAAGAAUACUGA